Magallana angulata is the source of this 443-nucleotide messenger RNA. RefSeq lists its product as uncharacterized. NCBI's taxonomy places the organism in Eukaryota, Metazoa, Mollusca, Bivalvia, Ostreida, Ostreidae. The record is from RefSeq and is a predicted model, not a curated record. The transcript is spliced from 5 exons. The coding region runs from base 18 to 443 and encodes 141 amino acids.
ACGAGGCACAAGUAGUAAUGGGCUAUAUCACUCCUGGUCUUGAUGAAAAAUCCACAUCAGCGACAGCAAAACAGAAAAACCCAGCUGACUACCAGGAGGCACAAGUAGUAGUGAAUGUUCUCUCACCUGAUUUUGAUAUAAAAUCAACAACAACAACAAAACAGCAAAUGAUCAGUAAAUAUUCCUUUCACAACGCUAAAAAUCACAUAUCGAUGUCCACAAAAGCGGAUUAUUCGAUCGGGACAUCAUCAGAUUUUUUGCACACCGGGAUCUCCAAAUCUAACGAUCAGAAUAAUGGAAGGUUUAAAAUAAACAUUAACCCGUGCCUCAAACGACACAAACGAUCAAUUGUGGGUGGAAUAUUGAUAAUUUUAGUCAUAGUCAUUGUUGCCUUUGUCGUGGCUUCGGUAACUUCUAAUGCAAGAACGAAAGCUGUUGGUUGA